AAAUUAAGAAGUCGCACACUACUCAUACCUAUAGAUGUGACUUCUUUUUGUCUGGACCAUUUUUAUUGACAGAAACAAAUGCCUGUGGGUAACGAGCAGCGUAACAGUAAUCUGGUAAUGGCCUAAAUCCAAAAAUUCAGGACAUGUCUAAGGAAACAGUGAAAUAAAAUGGUGACAAGAUGACACAACCAACACAAGACAUAGCUCAAAGAGAUAUCACGGAGGAGACCACAGACAAAGAAUACAAGAAGUUCCAUACAUUUGACUUCCACAGCAAUGUAAAAUUCCAGGCCGGUUGGAGUAAAAUUGUAACUGCAAUUUCUGAUGAAAAAAGAGAGGCUGACUAUCUGAAAGCAAAACUUUUCUUUUAUUCAAAGUUAUAUGGAAAGGUUACAAGAGAGGGAUAUGAACAAUGGCUGAAGGACCAUCCCAACAUUACACAGGAAGGUGAUUCACUAUUAGAUUUAAAGAUUGAAGAUUUUGUGAAAAUUGACAUCAAGUCUACAAAAACUGACACACAAUCAAAUAUGCUUGUUUGCAAUGAUGUUGACUCCUCCAAAAAGAUGGAUGGUUGUCAAAGUGAAAAUAGAUUAACUUCAGAAUUGAAAAAGGGAGAUAACUUAGAUUCGACUCAAAUGUCUGAAUUAGGUUUUAGUAAAAUUGCAGAAAUGCUGGAAAAGGGACUGAAAUUGCCGGGAGUUGAAGAGCUGAACAUCAAACCAUUAGAUAUAGAUCCAAAUCCGCCAGAAAUGGAGAGAAUGAAAAAACCGUGGGAGAAAUGAAUUGUAUGAACAAGUGUACAGUAUACAUUAUAAUCAGGGUUAUCAUUGUUUACGUUUAUACUGAAAUGAAUUACUAUAAAAGGAAAGGUGCUUGUAUUCACCCCCACCCUCACCCCCACCAUCCCAACCCCCAUACCACCCUCAAACCAUCCUCACCCUCAAACAAUCCUCACCCUCAAACCAUCCUCACAAUCAAACCAUCCUCACCCUCAAACAAUCCUCACCCUCAAACGAUCCUCACCCUCAAACGAUCCUCACCCUCCCAUUACCUUACCAGUAACUUAUAGUAGAAGCGAAAGGAUUUGUAUAGCUAGAUCCUGAGGUGCAAUGCAGACAUUUCUACUGGGCCCGUAUUCAUGAAACCAUUCUCAUGCUCCAGCAUGGAUUUUGUGCUCAACCCGAAUUAUUUGUUCCGGUUAUAAACUAAUAAGAAAAUCUGAUUUUGUCAAUGAUUUAGGACAACUUUAAAGAGACAUAAGGCAGUAAACUGUUUUCAAUGUUUACAUUUGAUGUUUUGAUCGUUUGAUAUGAUUUAAGCGAGUAACAAGAAAGUUGGUUUGAGCACAGAAUCCAUGCUUGAGCACGAGAACGGUUUCAUGAAUACGGGCCCUGAUACAAUAGACACAUUGUCUUUACGGAUCACCUUUGUCACUGCCCUGUAAUUUAUUAUGUUGGAACAUUUACUUCCAGUCUGGCUAUAGCUUUUAUUAAUCAUUUUUAAAACAAAAAUAUGAUGACUAUUCAAAAAAAGAUAAAAAGAUGAAUUAAACAAAAAAUAAUCAACAACUGUGUAUGAAAAUACGACUGGGCCGGACCAGGAUUCAAACCCUGGACCUCUAUUCAGUAAACUGUGGCUCAAACCAAACCCUGGACCUCUAUUCAGUAAACUGUGGCUCUAACCAAACCUUGGACCUCUAUUUAAUAAACUGUGGCUCUAACCAAACCCUGGACCUCUAUUCAGUAAACUGUGGCUCUUACCAAACCCUGGACCUCUAUUCAGUAAACUGUGGCAGUAACCAAACCCUGGACCUCUAUUCAAUAGACUGUGGCUCUAACCAAACCCUGGACCUCCAUUCAGUAAACUGUGGCUCUAACCAAACCCUGGACCUCUAUUCAGUAAACCGUGGCUCUAACCAAACCCUGGACCUCCAUUCAAUAAACUGUGGCUCUAACCAAACCCUGGACCUCCAUUCAGUAAACUGUGGCUCUAACCAAACCCUGGACCUCUACAGUAAACCGUGGCUCUAACCAAACCCUGGACCUCCAUUCAGUAAAAUGUGGCUCUAACCAAACCCUGGACCUCUAUUCAGUAAACCGUGGCUCUAACCAAACCCUGGACCUCCAUUCAAUAAACCGUGGCUCUAACCAAACCCUGGACCUCUGUUCAGUAAACCGUGGCUCUAACCAAACCCUGGACCUCCAUUCAGUAAAGUGUGGCUCUAACCAAACCCUGGACCUCUAUUCAGUAAACUGUGGCUCUAACCAACUGAGAUACCAUGUCAAUGAUAGUACCCUGUGUCAGUCACACAACCGUUAUAUGUCAAAAAUUAAAUUAAGGGGAGAUUACUGGUUGUACUGAAAAUUUCAGUGGAAUUCUCUAGCUUUGCAAUGGACAGGAAUCCUAAAGUGUUUUUUGUCAGUUAAAAAUGCAAAUUGGAAAGAUAGAAGUUUCAAUAUUAUUUUCUGGUUUUUUUUGCUACAAUAGUUUCAUUUUUUUGGGGAUAUUAACAAGGAGGAAAUGAAAU
This is a messenger RNA of Mizuhopecten yessoensis (Yesso scallop), 2527 nucleotides long. RefSeq lists its product as uncharacterized. The coding region runs from base 180 to 782 and encodes 200 amino acids. The transcript is spliced from 4 exons. Lineage: Eukaryota; Metazoa; Mollusca; Bivalvia; Pectinida; Pectinidae. The record is from RefSeq and is a predicted model, not a curated record.